AUGAGGAGCACCCUGGCGUCAGCUGUGUGCAUUAGUGUCAUGCUGGCUAUGGUGGGCUCAGAGACGCAGUAUUCUGAUUUCCAUCUGCCUGGGGAUUACCUGCUCGGGGGGCUUUUCUCGCUGCAUGCUGAAACUAUGAGCAGCCCCCAUCUCAGCCACUCGGUGGUGCCCACGUGUCAAGCGUACAAACUGAAGAUCUCAGGCUACAGCUACCUCCGGGCCAUGAGGUUCGCAGUGGAACAGAUCAACAAUUCCAGUACCCUGCUGCCUGGUGUCUCCCUAGGCUACGAGAUGGUCGACGUCUGUUACUUCACCAACUCCAUUCACCCCAUCUUGUAUUUCCUCUCCAACCAGCACGCUGUGGUGCCGCUGCACAGUAACUACACUCACUAUCUCCCACGGGUGCUGGCUGUCAUCGGCCCAGACUCCUCACAGGCAGCUGUCACAGUGGCCCACAUAUUGAGCCUCUUUCUCGUGCCACAGAUCUCUUACACAGCCACCACGGACACUCUGAACAGCCAUGAAACCUUCCCCGCAGUCUUCCGCGCCACCUCCGGCAUGGAGCAGCAGAUCGUGGCCAUGCUGCUCCUGCUGAGGAAGUUCAAGUGGAACUGGAUUAACGUUCUGUACAGCGACGAUGAUUACGGGCGGCAGAACCUGAAGCUCCUGAGGGCCCGGGCCAGGGGGAUCUGCGUGGCCUUGCAGGACAUCAUCCCCGUGCCCCGCAGCAGCCAGCUGCUCCCGCAAGACUUGGAAGUGAAGAUCCAGGCCAUUGUCCGCAACGUCAUCGCCAGCACGGCCAACGUGGUCAUCGUCCUGUCCUUGGAGAUGACGCUGCCGUUCUUCUUCCAAGAAGCCAUCCGCCAGAAUGCCUCGGACUUGGUGUGGAUCGCCAGCGAAGCCUGGGCCAUUGAGCCUACCCUGCACAACAUCACUGACAUCAGGAGGGUGGGCACCAUCCUGGGGGUGGCUGCAAAAGAAUUCUCCAUCCCUGGCUUCGGCGACUUCAGGGUCGGCCAGGCAAAAGGAACCAAUUGGCAGCCGGGGGACCAAAACACGUGCAACCAGGAGUGUGACCAGUGCAUCAGAGCUGCCCGAGCUGCAGACCAGAGUCUGAGAGCCCAAGGCGAGCGAAUAGACUUCAAUGUCUACUCUUCCGUCUACAUUGUGGCUCUUCCUUUACACAGACUGCUGGGCUGCAACGCCACCGGAUGUCACAAGCGGCCAGUUUACCCCUGGCCGCUAGCCCCAGAGGUGAGUCGCGUGAACUUCUCUCUGCUGGAGAAGAGGAUCAACUUUGGAGAGAAAGGCGACACUCCAAACGGCUUCGAGAUCAUCCAGUGGCAAUGGGACCAACCCAACUCCCCUUUUAAGAAAAUUGCCUCUUACAGCACAAAGAACCGGCAGAUGCAGUUCGUUACGUCGAACAUCUCCUGGCACACCCCAAACAACACGGUCCCGAUUUCAGUCUGUUCCCAGGCAUGUGCUUUUGGGCAGCGGAGGAAGCCCAGAGGUGGGAGCAGCUGCUGUUUUGAGUGUAUCGAUUGCAAAGCAGGGACUUUCCUCAACGAGAGCGCCGAUCCAUAUAACUGCCAGCCUUGUCCAACUGAUCAGUGGUCCAAGACCAACAGUGAAGAGUGCAACCCGAGGCUGGUGAAAUAUCUGGAAUGGAAGGAAGGCACCACCGUGAUGCUGAUGCUAUUUUCAGUGCUUGGCUUCAUAGCUACUCUCGUAAUCCUGGUGACCUUUGCCGUUCAUUCGCACACCCCUGUGGUGAAGUCGGCAGGAGGCAACAUGUGCUUCCUCAUGGUGGGGUCUCUGAUCGUCGGUUUUGUCAGCAUCCCCAUGUUCUUUGGAAUCCCGACGGAGUUCAAGUGCGUGUGCCGGCAAACUGUGUUCAGCUUCUGCUUCACCGUGUGCAUCUCCUGCAUCACGGUCAGGUCCUUCCAGAUCAUCAGCAUUUUCAAGAUGGCUGCCCGGCUGCCCAAAGUCUACAACUACUGGAUAAAGUACAAUGGGCAGUACACUUUUAUAGCUGCAAUCUUAGCUCUGAAAGUCUCCAUCAUGGUGGCCAACAUGAUCAUCCACCCUCCUGCUCCGGUUCAGUUAUACCUGGAGGAAGACCCCUGGAUAGUAGUGCUGGAGUGCAACAAGAGCUACAAGUUGGCCUUGCUAAUUAACAGCAUGCUAGAUAUGUUUCUCUCUAUUCUGUGCUUCUAUUUUGCCUACAUGGGGAAGGAGCUUCCCAAGAACUACAACGAAGCCAAGUACAUCACACUGUGCAUGGCCUGCUAUUCCAUCACCUGGCUUUCCCUUCUCCUGGUCAUGUCCCUGUACAGAGGGGUGCUGGUGACCAUCUUUGAUGCGGUGGGUAUGCUAAUCAAUUUGUUUGGGAUCUCCAUGGGUUACUUUGGUCCCAAGUGUUAUGUGAUAUUUUUCCAUCCAGAACGCAACACGGCUGCUUACUUUCAAACUGCCAUCCAGAGCUACACCAUGAGGCAGAAUUAA
This is a messenger RNA of Pelodiscus sinensis (Chinese soft-shelled turtle), 2508 nucleotides long. It is a transcript of the gene TAS1R2, whose product is annotated as taste 1 receptor member 2. The record is from RefSeq and is a predicted model, not a curated record. Gene Ontology annotation, molecular function: sweet taste receptor activity; G protein-coupled receptor activity. Gene Ontology annotation, biological process: G protein-coupled receptor signaling pathway; sensory perception of sweet taste. Lineage: Eukaryota; Metazoa; Chordata; Testudines; Trionychidae. Gene Ontology annotation, cellular component: sweet taste receptor complex; plasma membrane.